CACUUUGUUUCUGCAGGCUCACACCUACAUACAAAAAUACUAGAUCAGUCUCUUCCAUCAGAGAGUGCUGCUGACAUACCUCACAGAAUGAUAAACACUGAUGACGAUUAUGGUGAAGAGGAGCUGAAUGACUACAUCGUCCAGCUGAGUAUUCAAAACUCCUGCCAGGAUGCCUUUCUGAAAUCUGCUGCCAGUUUAGCAGCGGCGACAGAGGAGAAUCUGAGAGUCCUGGCUGCUAUCGAGCAAGGUGAGGUGUCGGUGCUUAGGGAGAUGCUGAGGCACACCUCCGCCUUCAGCGAGCCGGACUGUCGCGGCUGGCUUCCCCUCCACCGAGCUGCAUCCCAGCCGCUUCUGGAGGUUCUGGAGACUGUCCUGACAUCUCAGGGGCUCAGCCUGGAGGAGAGGACUGCAGUUGGCGGAGAGACGCCACUGACACUGGCAGUUAAAGCCGGACUGGUGCGGAAUGUGAAGAGUCUGCUGGAGCACGGAUCCUCGCCUCACAACACCAACAACAAGAAUGAGUCACCACUGCUACUGGCGGUGAGGGUCGACUCAUAUGAGAUGACACACGCUCUGGUGGCUCAUGGUGCAUGGGUGGAGCAGGUUUGCCGAAAGAGGUGGACGGCCGUGCAUGAAGCAGCCAAAGUCGGAAACACUGACAUCCUGAUGCUGCUGCUGAGGAACGGGGGGCGGGUAAACCAGAAAGACGCGUCGGGGGUGACAUCGCUCGCUGUGGCUGCAGAGCACGGAUAUUUCCACAUCGCUGAGAUUCUGCUGAACUGCGGCAGCAGAGUGAACUCUCAGGCCUUAAAUGGGGAAAGUGUCCUGUUGGAUGCAGCCGGAUCAGGAAACACUGCCUGCAUUCAGUUGCUGCUGGACAACGGAGCCAACCCCGACCUGCCCAGCAUCACCGGACACCUGCCCAUCCACAAGGCAGCAUAUGCCGGACACUAUGAUGCUGUGAAAAUGCUGAUACCUCUGACCACUAAGAAAGCCAUCAAGGAAGCAGGCCAGAGCCCAGUCCACUCAGCAGCGGAGGGAGGCCAGAGACGCUGCCUGCAGCUCCUGCUAGCCUGCGGCUUUGAUGUCAACUACCGCAUGAGCACCAGAAACUCCGAAAACUACCGGGAUAUGAGGAGGAGUGCCUUGUACUGUGCCGUUUCCAACGGGGACGUUGACUCCACCAAAGUACUUCUGGUGGCCGGAGCAAGGACGGACCUGGACCCGCUGUGCUGCCUCCUGGUGGCAGUCAGGUCCGGGCGCUGUGAGAUUGUCAAGCUGCUGCUGGCAGCCAAAGCAAACGUGAACUGCUACUUCACGGUGGUGAGCGACACAGUGUUUCCUACGGCAUUACAGUACUGCCUGAAAGAUGAGGUGAUGAUGAGGAUGCUGCUCAACAAUGGUUACAAGGUGGAGAGGUGCUUUCACUGUCACCACGACACCAGUUUUGAGGCUACUGACGAUGUGGAUGGGAAAAUACCAUUCUGUGAGUUCAUGAGUCUCUGCUGUCUCAUGCAUCUGUCUGGGAGCGUGGUCCGGAUUCUGCUCGACUACGUCAGGCACGUCCACAUCUGCUCCAAGCUCAGACUCAUCCUGGAGAAACAGAGAGAGUGGCCUGAAAUAUGUGAAAUCCUCAGCAGUCCUCGCUUCCUCAGGCACCUCUGCAGACUCAUGAUUAGGAGGUGUUUGACCCUGAAGAGACUCAAUAAUCCUGAAAUCAUGAACUCACAUGUUUUCCCUCCCCGACUGAAGAGCUUCAUACUGUAUCAGGAACUUGAUCUCUACAACCAGGACACUGAACACAUCGUAUAAGAUCCGCUUAUUUUCAGAGGAUGUAACUAUUUUACUACUAUACAAUAUAUUCUAUAUUAUACUUUGUAUAUUUGAAAUGUGAGUAUUAUGACAGAGUUAUCUGUGACAUUUUUACAGAAAAUGUAAAUAUCAAAUGCAAGCUGGUGUUUGUUUUCAGGUCAUGUGCUGCAUGUGCCCAUAUUAUUGAUUUCAAAUGGAUUUGUGAUAUAAAACUGAUCAAAACAUGUGGUACUUCUUGUCCUAUAAGAGCCCAAGAUAAUGUUGAUCAGUUCAUCACCCUCCAGGAUAUUUCCAAAUACUUCAGUAGUUUAUUUUACCACAAACACCAUCAUGCGACCACAGAUAUUCACUUAUGCACUAAAUUUAGAUUAAUCCACCAUUGAAAAUAGUCUAUGGUUGAUGUACAAUUUCCUCAUGUUUCAGGAACAUUUGCAAAUAAACUUCCGUGAUCAGCUGUGUUAUAAAACAAUGUAGAUGUUUUCUCUUUUAAUGAAACAAUAUAUUUGUGAGUGUUUUUAAAUAUUUAGUCGUCAUUAGGUCCCAGUGAGCCACAACAUCUUUUUAAGGAGGUCAGGAUGUUUUGAGAAGCAAAUAAAAACUUUGCUGGUUUUCAUGGGAUUCGUUGACAAGAAGAAAAACAUUGAAUAACAACAGCCUUUAAAAGUUGUGUUUCACUUCGUUAGCCAUGUGAAUGAAGGUUUCCUUUAACAAUGUAAGUUUAUGUCAGUCUCUCUGUGUAUGACCUGUCAGCUGCAAUCUUUUUAGUUUCAGUGCUGAUUGCUGCAUUGGUUGAUUGCACUACUCUACCUCUAAUGUGCACAUAAAGGAAGUUGAAUGCUCAUCAGCAAUGAUUAUUGAUUAUGGAAAUCUGGAGCUUUUAAUUCAGUGAAAUUAUUUCCCACCAAAAAAAAAUACUGAAAUUUGUGUGUAUUUUUUAAUAUAUUAAGUACUUUUUAUGUAGUGCAGCUCUGAAACUUUAAUUGUGACACAUUCUGUCAGUCAAGCCGUCAAUCAUUUCAUUCCUCAGGACUCUUUAUUAUUUCAACUGCUUCUCAUCGACUUGUUGUCUAACAGCAUGUGGACUAAUUUCUGUACUGAAAACAUUGUUAAUCAGAUGAAUUAUAAUUACACAUUAAAUAUUCAUACAACU
Molecule: messenger RNA, 2962 nt
Organism: Hippoglossus stenolepis (Pacific halibut)
Lineage: Eukaryota; Metazoa; Chordata; Actinopteri; Pleuronectiformes; Pleuronectidae
Gene: asb15a
Product: ankyrin repeat and SOCS box containing 15a
Exons: 10
Coding region: 88-1812 (574 amino acids)
Biological process (GO): intracellular signal transduction
Cellular component (GO): cytoplasm
Molecular function (GO): protein binding
Source: RefSeq, a predicted model, not a curated record